UUGACAGUUCGCGGCGUCUCAACAGCUGUUGGACCAUUAUCUCAACCUCAAAGCACAAUUUUGAAUCGGUUCGGUUUUUCACACGUGUUUGUCCAACAUUUUAAAUAUUAUUUUCCUUAUAUCUUACUUUUUAAACCAUGGAGGAAGACACAGGAGUUAAAGCACCAGUAACACGGUUAAGACGAAGGCUAUCAGUAGAGCAGUCAGAAGAAAGCAAAUCCCCAGCUAUGAACACACCUACCAAAAGAAGGGGCCGGAAGAAACCUGAACUUGAACUAAUUGAUGAAAAUACACCAGAAAACACGAAACCUCAGAGAACAAGAAAGGCUACUGUUAAAGACGCAAUUGAGAGUGUAGAAGAAAAACCAGUGACUCCUGCACGCCGUAGCACUAGAAUAAAGUCUAACACCAGUAUCGCAUCUGAGACCACAGUGGCCGUUAAUUCUCCGAGAGCUAAGAGAGCAACCAGAAGGACCUCGCAAAUUGGAAGUGACAAUGAAGCUCCACCGACACCUAUAAGAACAACUAGGAGGACACGAAAGGAUUCUACAUCCAGUCUAGAAAAAGUUGAAGUGGCACCACCUUCUAAACCUCCAAUUCAAAUCACAGAAGUCAUUGUUGAAGAACCAGAACCUAAUUCAAGGAAAUCUACGAAUUCUGAAGUAGAAGAUAAGACAAGUUUAUCACCGAAUAGCUUCAGACGAAGCCCGCGUCUAGUAAACAAACAAAAUCAGAGUAUAAAUAAGACUGAAGAUGUUACUGAUCAAUGUAACUCUAAUGAAGAGACACCUAUAGAAGAAAAGAAUGAAAUUCCGGAAGAUAAUUCAACUCCAUCUGAAUCCUUAGACACCAAAGAAGUAAAACAAGACAUUACAAAAGACAGGCUCUCGAUAUCAAGUUCAAACUUGAUAAAAGAAUUAGAUACAAAGGGGAACUUAAAAAAAAAUAAAAUCAAUCUAAAUAAAAGCAAUCCAGUUGUUGUACUUCAUAAUGUUGAAAAAACAAAGAGAAAUCGUACAAAAUCAUGGACAGCAGAAAAAGAUUCAAACGAAAGCAACUUUUUCAGUGACAAUGAAAGUAUGAAGAAGAAAAUCAAGGGUAAACUAAAAUCUACUUCUAUUUUGAAUGUUUCUGAGUCAAAAGACGAGCAAGAUAAAAGCUUAAAUAAAUCCAAGAACAGCAAUGAAAUUAAUGAUUCUAUUGUGAAGGAUGCAAAUAGAUCAGUUGAUACUAAAGACAUUGAAGCAGUUGAAGACAUUCAAAAUCAAUCAAGGAACAAACAGCUCCAAAUCAAUGACAGCACAAGUUUGUUAUAUAAAAAUCCAACUGGGGAUAUUAAGACUGUGGUGGUGAUUGAAGAUUCUGAUUCCAACUCGGGGAAAACAAAUGUUCAAGAUAUAAAUGAUAGUGGAGAUCAAUGUGUCCCAGUUAUAGAACACACUGAACAAAAUAUUCAAGAGGUUAAUCAAUUUUCAGUUACCCAUGAUCAUAGCAUAAGGUUAAAUAAAUCCAAAAAUAGGACUAUCACCGACAAUAGCUGUGAACCAAUGGAUGUAGAUGAGACAAUACCUGAUAGUAUGGUCAUUUCUGAUACUGAAACAAAAGCAAAUGAUAAAUCCAGGAAAUCCUUCCCCAAUGACAUGGAGGCAAAUAUAUCUGAGAAUGAUAAAGGAAAUAAAUCUCAAAAUAAUGAAAAUAAAAGUGUUCUUAUAUCAACUCAACUGAAGAAUACUUCUGAUGGGAAAUCGCCUAAACUUUCAAAUAAAUUAUUAUCAAAGUCAGCCUUUGAUUUAGAUGUAACCCAAGAGGAAACAAACAAUAAAAAUAUUUCUCUUAAUUACUUAACAAGCACUCCACUCCAACAUAAGUCAAUUCAAAAAUUAGCCAUGCAAGUCAACACUUCAAUAAUUGCAUCUAACAACGAUAGUGCGCAUGUUAUAGGAAACACGGAUAAGAAUUCAGAGAAAGCUACUGAUGCUGAUCCUGUAAAUGAAAAUGACUUAUCUAACAAGGAAAAUAAAAAUAUUAUUAAUACUGAAUAUGAAGAAAAAAUGGAUAUAUCUAUUAACAAGGAAACUUCAAAUGAUUUAUCAAGCAAUAAGCUGAACAAAUUGAAUUUGUCCAAAAAUAAAAAUGAUGAAAUUGAUGUACCAGAUGAAGAAACCCCAAUAAAAAUAUCCAAGAAUUUAAAAUCAAAAAAUUCAAAGCAGAACAAAAUAACAUCUAUAACCUCUAAUGAUUCCAAUUCAGGUGAAUCAGACAAUGAAUCAAGAGAGAGUAAUAUGUUAGAUGAUGAAGCUGAAGAUGCUGGAGAUGAUUAUGAAUCUGGAGACAGCCAAAAUGAAAGCGAAAGACAAUACGCAGAAGAAAACGAGAUCAUAGAAAAAGGUGAAACUUUGACAUCCGAAAAUGAAGACCUGUCCAAUGAUUCCGAUUAUGAAAAAGAUUCAUUUGUUGUCAGUUCGGAUGAAGAAGACAACGAACUAUUAGAAGGAACGGAUGAUGAUCUUUCCAUGAGCGACAAUGAACUCAAAAUGACAGCUAAAUCAAAGAAAAAGUACGAUGAAAGAAAACUGAAAGAACAAAAGAGAGCAUCCAGAGAAAUGUAUGAGUCGCGUCACAAAAUAAUUAAUAAAACCAAAAAGAAAUCCCAACAACGGCUUAGCUCUUCCGAGGAAUUGUCUGAAUCGGAAGUCGAAUCGGAGAAGCCUAAGAAGAAUAAUAGAAUGCGCUUAGAUUCAAGUAACGAUAGCGAGGACGGAAAUGAAAGCGCAUCUCAGAAAAAAACUCCAGUGUUAUCCGAGUCUAUUUGUGAGGAGGCUGAUAAUGAAAAGGAAAUCACCAUAGCUGAAGAGAGUUUGAAAGAAAAUGACCCACUGUCUCAAAUUAAAGAAGAACCAAAAACGCCGCUCAAAAAUGCUAAUGAAACAAUUGCUUUCAUAGAUUCCGAAGACACAAAUAAUGAUAAGAAUGAAUCCACAAAAACUCAAACAGAGCUUCAAGAUCCUCUAGAAGCUAUGGAUGAUGAUGAUGAUGAUGACGACGACGACUCUUUAUGCAGUGAAAACCAAGAAAUUAUGCAGAAUUACGAUUCCAUAUUAAAUGAUUUAAACAAAUCCAAUAAAAUCAAAACAAAAACAUGUGAUAUUUCACUUAAUAUUGAUAAGAAAUUGAAGAAAAAAGAUAAGAAUAGUUUAGUUGAUGAAUUGAAUUUAACACAAGUGAAAUCUAACAAAAAGGUUAUUAAGAAAAAAGUGUUGGAUAAGGAGAUAGGCAGGGAGGAAGAUAAUUCAAAGAAUGAUCAUGAUUCUUCUGACUCUAUUGAUAUACAUUUACUAUUCUCUGAAGACAGUAAUGACAGUGAAAGCAAGAAAAAGAAAAUGGCGGAUAAUGAAGAUAAGUCCACACCUAUAAAGAAAUCAGAAUCUAAAAGUAUAGUUGAAGAAGAUAUAAACGAUCAAUCUGGAAAUAUUUCUCUUAAGCAAAGUGCAAAGAAGAAUAAGAAACGUAAAUCUCAAUUAGAAAAGGUCACUACUGAUACAGAAGACGAUAAUAAUUUUGGUUUCUUCAUUGACACUGAGGGUACACAUAAUGAUACACUUAAUAAGUCACAUAACAAGAAUUUGAAAGACAAUAAGGAUUCAACUAUCAAAAAUGUGGACUCAGAUUCUGAGGAAAUCUCAUCUCAAGAAGAGCCAGCUGAAUUUAAUGAAAGUCCUAAAAAAGAAAUCAAAGAUUCUACUUUAAAUAAGUCACUUAACAAAUCAGUGACUAAAACCCCUGGGAGUACAAAGAAAACAACACCAAAGAAAAUGGAACAACAUGCUAGUGACAGUUCUGAUUCCGAUGCACCAAUGGAGGUAUCUUUCAAGAAAGACAAAGAAGAAUCCAAAGUACAAGAAACAAUUGAAGUAUCACAAGAUAAAAAUGAAUCAAAAUUAAAUAAAUCUCUUGUCAAAACACCAGCCAGUGAAAAGAAAAACAAAGUAAAGACACAAUCUACAGCAGAAAAAAUUAAUGAAUCAUUGAACAAAUCAAUUACUAAGACACCAAAGGAUGGAAAAAAGUCGCUGGGUCAAGACGUCGAGGCAAUAGAUCAUUCAAACGAAAAUACCUUCAUAGAGAAAUCAUUCAACAAGUCUGUUGCUAAAACUCCAAUAAGUGAAAAAAAGAAGAAAAAUUCAUUGAAAAACAAUGUUGAAGAUGAAGAAAAUGUUGAACCCACUACACCAAAUUUAAAUACUUCUGUGGGGGCAAAGAAAAAGAAAAAGUCAAUUAGUGAACUACCAGAGAAUAAUUCAGUACAUGAAGGUCAAGACAAUCAAUAUGAUAACUUAAGUUUAAUCAAAACUCCAGGUAGUAGCAAAAAAACAAUAUCAUUGAACACCAAAUCACCAAAACUAGCUAACAAUGACUCACAAAGCGAAACAUUAGUCAAUAGAUCUGUAACAAAAACUCCAGGAAGUGAAAGAAAGAAAAACAAAUCAGUGUCAGAAGAGUUAGAAAGUGACAAUAUGUUACAAAAAUCUAUGACAAAAACUCCAGGAAGCGAAAGAAAGAAAAACAAAUCUGUCUCAGAAGACACUAGUGAAAUAGCACUUAAUAUUUCUACGAUCAAGACACCGGGCAGUCAAAAGAAGAAUGAGUCUGAUACAAAAGAAAACGCUGAAAUAGAAUCCAAAAAGCGUAAAAGAAAGUUGUCGCUGACUCCUCAAGUUGAAGAAUCUUCGGUGACAGUUGAGGAUGUUCAAGCACCUUUGCUUAAUGAAUCACUAGUCCGCAACAAAAAGAAAAAGCGUAAAAUAUCCCAACAAGAAACAAACGAAGUCACAAUACAGGCAAAUGAGAUUGAAAGGCAAGAAGUUGAAACAAGUGACCUUGUGGUGAAAGUUGAUGUGCCAAAGAAACAAAAAAGCAAGAAACGAAAGCAAAGAGAAGACGACGAAGGAAAUAAUAUUACAAAGAUAUCGAAACAAAAUUCAUUUGAAAAGGCUCCCGUAUCGCGUCUGCCGACAAGUGUAUUAGAGCAAUUGGAUGACAAACCACAACCCAAAGCCGUACAGCCAAAAUCUAAGAAGUUGAAAGUUAUAUCAACAACAGAGUUUAUUGUUGAAGAAACUAAAAAACGGAAGGCUAAGCCAUCGAAUUAUUUAGAAGAAAGUGUUUAUCUCGACGAUGAUGAUACUGAUGAAUUGAAAAAAAAGAAGUCAAAAGGAAAAAUUAUGAAACCAAAAGUGUUACCAUUCGUGCCUACUGCUUCCAUUUCCAAUCAAGGGUAUACUACUACGUUUAAAGUCAAUAUAAUUCCUAAAGAGACUAAAUUUGUUGCCCAGUCUAGCACAGUAGACAAUUUUAAAAAUGAUUAUUUAUACAAUAAGAAAAUUAAGAGGCAGGGAACCUAUGAAUUGUAUAAAAGAAAUAGAAAUCUAAAAUUGUCAAAAUUUUAAAUAAAUACUUUCGUGACAUAAAAUUAAUCCGCCUUAAUAUUUGUGUUAAUAAUUUUUGUCAGAAGCUGGUAUGUUCUUUUGUAAAUUAUUUUAUUGCAAUAACUAUACCACGCUUUACGUUUGUCAAGCCUUAUAAUGAUGUGAAUGUUUCUUCAAGGCAAUUCUACAGCUUGAAAGGAACAAAAUUCUAUUCGUAUUUGAUAUUCAAGCAAAAUUAUUAAUAAAUAUCAUAAAAUAUUUCAAUAACUUUAGCGAGCUGCCUUUUAUUAGUAAGAUCGACUGUGCCUACACAAAAAUGUUAAAUAAUUAAGGUUGUUAUAAGUUUUGUGUUUACUUGAUUUGUUUGUUUUUAAUAGUUAAGGUUUGGAUUACUCAUUUUGUUACAUUGUGACAUGUUAUAUUUGAAAUCGCCGCGAACUUCUAGGGGGCGCUGGUGUAAAUGUUAUAACUUUAGACUAUGUGACAUGUUUUUGAAUAUUAAGCAUUCCCUCUUUAUUAUUAUAUUGUUUAUCUUAAUAAAUAUGUUCUUUCAUAA
Danaus plexippus (monarch butterfly) is the source of this 5982-nucleotide messenger RNA. RefSeq names its product dentin sialophosphoprotein. NCBI's taxonomy places the organism in Eukaryota, Metazoa, Arthropoda, Insecta, Lepidoptera, Nymphalidae. Bases 138 to 5447 code for a protein of 1769 amino acids. The transcript has 22 exons. The record is from RefSeq and is a predicted model, not a curated record.